GUACAUGGAUCUCUGGCUCGGGCUAGAAAAGUGAGAGGCCAAAUUCCCAAAGUGACCAAGCAGGACAAGAAGAAGAAACCCCGUGGAUGCACCCACAAGCACAUGCAAUACAAUCGUCGAUUCGUCACUGUAGUGGUUGGAUUCGGCAAGAAGAGGGGACCCAACUCGUCGAACAAGUGA
This is a messenger RNA of Juglans regia (Persian walnut), 180 nucleotides long. RefSeq names its product 40S ribosomal protein S30-like. NCBI's taxonomy places the organism in Eukaryota, Viridiplantae, Streptophyta, Magnoliopsida, Fagales, Juglandaceae. The annotation marks the transcript as partial. The transcript has 2 exons. The record is from RefSeq and is a predicted model, not a curated record. Gene Ontology annotation, molecular function: structural constituent of ribosome. Gene Ontology annotation, biological process: translation. Gene Ontology annotation, cellular component: ribosome; cytosolic small ribosomal subunit.